Molecule: messenger RNA, 1488 nt
Organism: Oenanthe melanoleuca
Lineage: Eukaryota; Metazoa; Chordata; Aves; Passeriformes; Muscicapidae
Exons: 9
Coding region: 1-1302 (433 amino acids)
Molecular function (GO): protein binding
Source: RefSeq, a predicted model, not a curated record
AUGGCCCGGCGCCCCCCCGACCCCUACCGCGGCCCGGCGCUGCGCCUCCGCCGCCCCGAGCUCUGGCACCGGCGGGGCGGGGCCGGGGCGGGGACAGCCCUUAACUCCUUGGGACCCGCUGCCGCCGCCGAGCCCAGCGGGGACCCCCCCACCGCCCCGCCCCGGUGUCCGUGGUCACCGGCACCGGCCUCCGAAACAUGCCAAAAACCCCACUGGGACUCCAGACUCCAGCUGGCACCAGACCAGGAGAGUUACAAGAAGAAUGAAGAAGUGAUGCUGAGCUGUCCCAAGGAUUUCCAGCCAUCCUUCACCCAUGUCAAAUGUACAGGAAAAGUUUUGUCUGUCAUCAAUGGAAAACCUGUACACAGAGAAGCUUGGAAUGGAAAGGACAGCAGAGGCAGUUGGAUCAAGAUUCAGCCCAACCCAGGCAGGGUACAGUGCUUUGAGGUCCUCCAGGUUGUCCCUGAGACCCUGAAGAUUUCAAGCACCAGCAUCAAACUGAACUGGACCUGCAUGCUCCCUAACUUGUGCCAGGAUAUUCGGGCCAGGUGUCGGCUGGAGCGGCGUUCCUCCUCAAACUGUGAGGUUGAGGAGGUGAAGGGAGAAGAGAUACUACAAGGCCGGGAGGGAACAUUCAUCUGCUCCCCUCUGCAGCCCUUCACUGUCUACAGUGUCACCAUCUCCCUGCUGCCUAGCACAAUCUUGUACACGCGGCUCCUCAGCACAAAGGAAAUGGUGCCAGACAAACUGGAGAAGCUGUGGAUGGAUGUCAGCACGGGGUCCCUCAGGUGGAAGGCACUGCCCUCCUGCAAAGGGGAGAUCAUUGGAUACCAGCUGAACAUCACCACCAUGAGAGCAGCGGAUGGCAGCUUCCUCGAAUUCAGCCAGGUGUUGGUGAACCAGUCUGUCUUUGAGUAUGUGCCACCUCAUCAGACAGCUGGCAGCAAAUACCUGGUGACAGUGCAGGGCCUGACGGCAGCUGGGGCUGGGGCUGCAUCACAGCUGGAAUUCCAAACCUACGUCCAGGUUUCAGGGCAGCCUCCGGGCCCUUGGCCUGUGUCAGCAGUCAUUGUAGUGGUGCUGGUGGUGGUGCUGUUGAUCCCCUUGUCUGCUGGGAUCCUCUGGUUUGUGUUCUACAGAAAAAAGAAGGCCUCGCCCAGCACAGCCGAGGAGGAUCACUACACAGAGCUCCAGCCAUAUGAGAAUGGGGAUAAUUACUGCAUGAUCAAGACUUUUCUUGAGAAAGAUGCAGGUAGGAAACGGGAGAGCCAGAGCAGUGAGGAAGAAGAGCAGCUGGAGUAGACAUCUGAGGCUCAGUGGUGAUGGCACUUCCCUUCUCGAGGCUUGGUCUUCCACCACCAGAAGCUUUGAAUCAUCUCAGGGGUUAUUGCUUCCCCCCAGAUUUUCUCCUUCAUCAGACUCCAGAAUGCUCUGUCACAGCACAGGAGCAGCUCAAGGCAUGGGAUGACCUGCUUGUGCCAGCAAGGA